This is a messenger RNA of Orycteropus afer afer, 1215 nucleotides long. RefSeq names its product HCLS1 binding protein 3 (gene HS1BP3). NCBI's taxonomy places the organism in Eukaryota, Metazoa, Chordata, Mammalia, Tubulidentata, Orycteropodidae. Bases 1 to 1215 code for a protein of 404 amino acids. The record is from RefSeq and is a predicted model, not a curated record. The transcript is spliced from 7 exons. Gene Ontology annotation, molecular function: phosphatidylinositol binding.
AUGCAGUCCCCGGCGGUGCUCGUCACCUCCAGGCAAAUUCAGAAUGCCCAUACAGGCCUGGACCUGAGUGUGCCCCAGCACCAGGAGGUGCGGGGCAAGAUGAUGUCAGGCCAUGUGGAGUACCAGAUCCUGGUGGUAACCCGGUUGGCUGCAUUCAAGUCAGCCAAGCACAGGCCUGAGGACGUCGUGCAGUUCUUGGUCUCUAAAAAGUACAGCGAGAUUGAGGAGUUUUACCAGAAACUGAGCAGUCGUUACUCCACGACCAGCCUCCCCCCGCUGCCCAGGAAAGUCCUGUUUGUUGGGGAGUCUGACAUCCAGGAAAGGAGAGCCACGUUCAAUGAGAUUCUGCGCUCUAUCUCCAAGGAUGCUGAGUUGGCAAGCAGCCCAGAGCUGCUAGAAUUCUUAGGCACUAGGUCCCCAGGGGCUGUGGAUCUCUCCAGCAGAGAUGUCUCUGUCUUGGAUGCAGACAGCCAGGAAGGGGACGACGGGGAUGCUUUCGAUUUCUUCAGGCAGCAGGAUGGAGUGGCCGGAGAGGGUCUGCCGAUCCCGGGCCUGCAGGGCAAGGAUGCCGGGAAGCCCUUGGAAGAGGAGAAGGAAGAGGAGGAGGAGGAGGAGGAGGAGGUAGCACUGGACCCUCUGGGAAUCAUGCGCGCUAAGAAACCCAAGAAACACCUUGAAGUGGGCACCAAGCCCAAGCCUGCACCCUGGCUCACCAUCUUUGAUGAGGAGGUAGAACCUGAUGAGGGGCUUUUUGGCCCCAGCAGGAAGCUGUCCCUGCAGGGCUCCACAGAGGAUGUCUCCACCAGAGACCCCCUGAAGCUCUUUGACGAUCCUGAUCUUGGUGGGGCCGUACCUCUGGGUGAUCCCUUACUGCUGCCAGCCGCCCAUGUGAGUGGAGAGCCUCCUGUGUCUAGUCUGGGCUGCAGGGAAGCCUCCAAGGAGCUCUUCAGAGUUGAAGAGGACUUGGACCAGAUCCUGAACCUGGGAACUGAACCCAAACCCAAGCCCCUGCCCAAGCCCAAGCCCAAGCCACCAGUGGCCGCUAAGCCAGCGUUACCCAAAAAACCAGCUGUUCCUCCCAAAGCGGGCCCAUCCGAAGCUGUGGUUGGGCAAUGGAAGCAGCAGCAGCAGAUCCAAGCCAUGGAUGAGAUGGACAUCUUGCAGUACAUUCGGGACCAUGAUGCACCUGGCCAGGCCGCCCCUAGCCUCUUCUGA